AUGCCAGGACGACUUGAAGGCAAGGUAGCCAUCGUAACGGGUGGUGGAGGCGGAUUCGGCAAAGGCAUCGCCCAAAAAUUCGUCGAAGAAGGCGCCAAAGUCAUCAUCGCCGACUUCGUCGAAGAAGUCGGCAAGAAGAGCGCCGAAGAACUAGGCUGCGAAUUCCACCGCACCGACGUCUCGAAGCGAGAAGACUGGGAAUCGAUCAAGAAGUUCGUCGACGAGAAGUUCGGACGACUGGAUGUGGUUAUCAACAAUGCUGGGACGACGUAUCGCAACAAGCCGACCAACGACGUGACGGAUGAGGAUUUCGAUAAGGUGUUUGCUGUGAAUGUGAAGGCGAUUUAUUACUCGGCGAAUGUGCUUGUGCCGUAUAUUCAGGAUAAGAAGAAUCAGGCGUCCUUUGUGACGAUUGCGUCCACGGCGGGGAUUCGUCCUAGGCCUGGGUUGACGUGGUAUAAUGCUUCGAAGGCUGCCGUCAUCAAUGCCUCAAGAACAAUGGGCGUGGAAUAUGCAAAGGACAAGAUUCGAUUCAAUACCGUCUGCCCUGUUGUCGGCUUGGGUACUGGCCUCUCUGACUUCUUCUUGGGCAAGCCAGAGAAUGAGAAGACCUUCUUGGCUACUGUUCCUAUGGGUCGGGGUUGCACGCCGAAGGACGUUGCCAACACGUGUGCAUUCCUUGCCAGCGAUGAAGCCGAGUUCUUGACAGGUGUUGAUAUCCCCGUGGAUGGAGGUCGCUGUGUGUAG
Molecule: messenger RNA, 747 nt
Organism: Zasmidium cellare ATCC 36951
Lineage: Eukaryota; Fungi; Ascomycota; Dothideomycetes; Mycosphaerellales; Mycosphaerellaceae
Exons: 2
Coding region: 1-747 (248 amino acids)
Source: RefSeq, a predicted model, not a curated record